Molecule: messenger RNA, 2103 nt
Organism: Hemibagrus wyckioides
Lineage: Eukaryota; Metazoa; Chordata; Actinopteri; Siluriformes; Bagridae
Gene: rflnb
Product: refilin B
Exons: 3
Coding region: 384-998 (204 amino acids)
Biological process (GO): actin filament bundle organization; negative regulation of bone mineralization involved in bone maturation; skeletal system morphogenesis
Cellular component (GO): actin filament bundle
Molecular function (GO): filamin binding
Source: RefSeq, a predicted model, not a curated record
GACAGCUUUUCCUGGACCUCUGGCGUGCGGAGGCAGUUAUAAAAGCGUUUCCGUUUCUCCUGCUGAGGGUAAAACAAUGAGCGUCUUUGAAGGAGGACACGUUUAGAAAAACCUAGGCGGAAUCAGGACUGGUGUACUUUGCACGAUUUUGGAUGUAACCCAUUGCAAGUCUGGGGGAUAUUUCUGUGUAAUGUUUACCCGGUGAUCCUCUGCUGAACAGGUACAAGGACUUAUUCACAUAAACAGCAGGGAAACUAAACAAGUAGGUAGAAGACAAGUGGAUUUUAAAAAACCUUAAACCUUGAUCGGAUCUAAGGGCAGUCAGACUGAUCAGGACUACUUUAAAGGCACUGCAUACGCGUUACACUACACUCAGGCUGGCAAUGGUGGGGAGGCUCAAUUUGCGCAAUGUGUGUGACGAAGACCUGCUGGACAUGAAUCUGAAAGCUGACAGACUGCUGGACAGUCCGGACUCUGGUCUGCCUCCCAGCCCCAGUGUGAGUCCGAGCCCCUGGCUGAGUGGAGACCGGAGCACCGCCAGCUCUGUGUGUGGGGACGAGAGCAGAGCCGGGACACCCGCUGCGGGUCCUCUUAAACCUGUUAGAGGUGUUUUGCAGUUGCACCCAUUUUCCUACGGUGAAGGAAUUGAACUCGAUCCUCUGCCCCCAAAAGAAUUAAGAUACACAUCAUCAGUGCGCUAUGAUUCGGAUCGUCACUACAUCCAGGAUGUGUGUUUGCAGCCCACUGGUUUGGGCCUGGAGUUAUGCAGCCAGACCAUCAUAGCCAUCUCAGAGAGCACAUGGAGACGAUAUAAGACCCAGUUGGAGUUCGAGCCCCGUCAGCGGGUGCAUCGCUACCGAAGCACAACCAUUGUGUACCCCAAACAUGCCAGGACCCUGUACACCACACAGCUCAGCUAUGAUGGACGCAAGUUGGCCAAGCGCUUCCUGUCUAGUGUGGAACUAGAGUUGUCAGACUGUAAGGCCAAUCAGUGUUGAAAGAAGAGGGAUUUUUUUUGGAGAAAAGCUAACAAAAUACGCCCAUCCUUAUUCAGUAAAACCCACAUUCACCAUUGAUGGUGUUUAGAACCGCAUGGGUGGAAUUGCAAUCUAUGUAUGUUAAUGGUUUAAUUAGCAUGUAUGUUUUUAGCUUGAUGGAGUAUCCUGGAUCUGGAGGUUUGGAUGGGUUUUAAUGUUACAGCUCUACAAAUGUAUAUUACAUAUUCUGUGUAACAUUUACAGCCUUAUUGGUUUUAGGAUUCUGCUCAGUGAUGUUGAUCCAUCACUUAUAGAACGUUUCAUGGUAAUGUAUUAGUACUGUGCUCGGUAAAUGCAGAGGAGAGCUGUAAGUGAAACAGGAAAGUGUUGAAAGUGAUGAAAGAGGAAAGGCAGGAAAGAGCGUUAAAUUUAUUCCAAACUUUGUAAAAUGUUCAGGAAUUUGCAAUACUACAUGACUCAGUACUCUUUGGCGUGUAAAUGGUUUUCUUUAGGUGUGGAAUAAUGGGAUAUAUUGCACAGUCAUGUAGGUGAGAACAGGUAUAUGGAUGCUUGAAACACAAGAUCCAAUAGAAAAGGUUGAUAGAGGUUGUCUAUGUCUACUACUGUAAGUUCACAUUUGGGCUUAACUUCUUUCUUUUUUUUUUGUAUUUUAUGUCACUUCUCUUUUUUGCAUCCGUUCAGGUGUUAUGUUUCUUUAAACAUUUUACUCCAAAAUUAUAAAACAGUUUAUUUUAAAGCGCACUGCUGCAGUCAGAAUGGGGAAGUUAAAGGCUUGUUCUUAGAGGAACUGUUUUGAAUAUUUGUGCAAAUCUGAAUUGCAGAACUCGCAGACAGCAUCAUUGUUUUUUUUGUUUUUUUUUUGCAAUGACUUUACCUGUUAUACAGCACUUCAGUUUAGUCAUGCAUAGAUAUAAAAGUCACUGCUGCAGUAUAUUUAUUUAAAGCUUUUUAAAGGUUUCAACUGUACACAAGUACUUCGGCUGUACUACAUUAAUGUUUUGAAUUGAAGUUUUUCAAUUAAAUGAAAGCAUUGAUUUAAUCUUAGAUUGGUAUUGUUAUUUCCAGUUCAGACUGAAAUAAUAAUAAUAAAAUAAUAAUAAAAGAG